CUUCCGUGAAUUCCGCGGAGAGUUCUGGGCAGGCGGGAAGCGGCGCAGGUGGGCGGAGUGGAGGUGUGCUCUUUCGUGAGAGUGGAGUCUCCGAAGGGGUUGAAAACUUCCCCGGAGCUAAGUACCGCUCUCCCGUUAGAGAUGAACGCCCACGGAAGAACGAGGGUGUCUGAGGGGAAGCGUCGCCUGAGCACUGCGUUCGGGAGCACCCAAGAGAAGGAUGAUUCGGGAGACCAGAGGGACUUUGUGGGAACAAAAUCUGCCACGGAGUUAGGGCUUGGAAUGGGAUUAGGAAAAGAAGAUUCCCAAUGGAGGGAGAACCCUGGAGUUAGCAAUAAAUAUAAGGACAGGAUGGCAUCGCCAGAAACAAAAUCUCCUCUUGGCAAGAAGCUUGAAAUGGGAUCGAAAAAACAGACUAUUGCUAGUACUCUCACGGGGAGAGGCAAUUUAGGGGUCAGCAGGGUCUCAGCUUUACAGGAAGCAAAACCCCUGGAUGUGUUACCAGGGAGAGGGGUGGGAUUGGAAAAUGAGCGUUGCCUGGCACGUGGUCCCUUGGGCAUGGCGUGUGGAAGUCCACGGGCUGUAGGGAACAGAAGAGGUCCUGUGGCCAGUGGCCCUGAAGGGAUAGAGCCUUCAAUGGGAAAACAGCCUGUUUUAGAUUUAGAAGGGAGACCGGAACUGGAGAAAGAACCUAUCUGUGUUGUGAUGAAACCCAGCACAGAGGGGAAGCCCCCCGUGGAGGUGGACACUGGCCUACCCCACGCUGAGGAGUCAGAUGAAACUCAGAUUAUAGAGCCCCAGGUGGGUUUGGUAAUAGAACCGCCGCAGUGCCAGUUUGCCCAGCAACCGGAAGAGGCUGGAACUCUUGAACCAGGAGUGGAACCUCCAGACCGCAUCAGACCCAUAUACUCUGGGAAAUUUGUUGAUCGGAUACCUUGCUGGCCAACUGCUGGGAAAGUUACACCAGUUGGAUACAGAGUUGCAACUUGCUUAACUGAAAAACUCCCUAGGCUGAUUACUCCACCAGAGGCAAAAAAGUAUUUCAACUUCAGAUAUCCACCUCCCGGAGCAGAGAGAGUAUUUUAUGGCAAAGCCAAUGACCCUCAAAUUGCACGUUACUUGACUCAUGGGAUAAGAUCUAAAAUUUCAAUACCGGCAAAUACAUUGAUAAAUCCACAGCCUGUUACCGCAUUUCAACAGAAAAUUAAAGAUAAAAAAGAGUCUAUAUAUUAUAGCAAUCAACGGGCACCAUUAGGGAAAUCUCACAAUCAAACACCAGGAUUACCUGAAGGACUGGACAUCAUCAAUACAACAUUUGGGACAGCAGUCAUCAGAGAAUUCUCCGUUAGAGAUGUAGUGAAUCCACCAAAAUCCUAUGACGAAGUAUUUAAAGAAGGAGAGGAAAGACAUGAUUUGUAUGUUGUUUCUCACAAUGAUUAUUAUGUGGGAGAAGCAAAGAACCGAAAGUAUAACCCAGCCAGUUUCCAUCGGUUUAACUUAUUUGGAGUCCCUACACCACAUUUUAACGAUGGGAAAAACAUGGCAAAAAGUUUAUAUUGGCUCCAUGAACUACAAAUGAAAAGAGGAGCUAAAAUUGUAUCUAAGAGAGUUGACGAUUUCAAAGAAAAGUUUCAACAUAAGGUUGGAAGAGUUUUAGAUCCCAUUGCAGAAACAAUGAAUGUUCCCCCAGGCCACACAUUUGGAGCUUGUCUCUCUCCUGAGGAGUACGGAGCUGGUGAUCUCAUCCAUAACAGACUCCCGGGCGAGUAUCUUCGAGGAAAGGACAGACAGAGAGCUCUGAUCGCUGCAGUUCGACAUCACUUGAAGAAAUUUAAUUAUCAAAACUUUGACACUUUGCUGGCGGCCUUCAGGCACUAUGACAAGAAGGGAGAUGGGGUCAUUGACAAAGCAGAGCUGCGGGAAGCCUGCGACCAGGCCAACCUGCAUCUAGACGAGACGCUCCUCAGCCAGCUGUUUGACUACUGUGAUGUGGACAAGGAUGGCUUGAUUAACUACCUGGAAUUUGCCAAUUUCCUUAACUGGAAAGACAGUGUGCUUCUUAAAGAGUAUGAAGAGAGAGUCGUUAUGAAAGGUAGACAACCAGAUUGUGCAAGCCCUGAGGAGGCUAACGUGGAAGAGACUAAGCCUGCUCUGCUGAUAAAGCCUGAAGAUACUGUCUUAAAAGAACCAGGGAGCUCUGAAAAGACGCUCCGGACACUUCAGAGACCUGGUGAUAAAGUGUUUGAUUGCUACAAGACAAGCUCUUCUGAGAUCAGUGCAGUUGUGGGAGCUGUUCCUUCUAUCUGUUACCCCAUCCAUGGUGUUCCAACCAUUCGAUCUGAUAUUCCUGCCCCUCGAGUUCGUCGCAUCAGUGAUAGAACUAAUUAUGGUGAAGAAGGCAAUGCUUAUUCUUUACUGCAUCCAACCAUCUUUGCCCAGAAAGGAGUGUUUGAAAGAGACUUCUUCAAGACCAGAUCAAAAGAAGAGAUUGCAGAGAUUCUACGUAACAUUGGUGUCAAGCUUUCGGAAGAAGAAUUUGAAAAUGUAUGGAAUCUUGCAUCGAAAAAACAUCACAGAGGAGAAGUUUGUGUUGAGAGCAUUAGAAAUGUUCUAGAUGAGCUACAGCAUGCAGACCAGAUCAAGUGUAAAAAAUCCAGAUGAUAUUUUUGCAAUUCAUGAAUUUAAAUAAAAGAAUUA
Molecule: messenger RNA, 2697 nt
Organism: Fukomys damarensis (Damara mole-rat)
Lineage: Eukaryota; Metazoa; Chordata; Mammalia; Rodentia; Bathyergidae
Gene: Efhb
Product: EF-hand domain family member B
Exons: 13
Coding region: 142-2661 (839 amino acids)
Molecular function (GO): calcium ion binding
Source: RefSeq, a predicted model, not a curated record